UGCAAUGAUUUUAGACUAUCAAACCUAGCGAUAAGACGAAUAUAACAAAGCCUUUAAAAUUCUUUUUUCUGAGGAUUGUAUCUACGCCCCGAAGGUACAGAGUGGCUCUAGCAUUCCAUACAGUGAAGCGACUACACGCAAUAAAACUUUGACGUGUUUUAAAAAAAGACGUCAUCAGAUAUUCAGUAUGACGCAGCACGAUGUCACGUGUCAGAUGCCAGUAGUCGGCGGUGCGGUGGCGCAAGGGUUGGAGUUGACUGUCCUGGGUUCAGUUCUCGCCUCAGGCACGCUGUUGUGCACGUGGCAUCUGUUUACAUGGUCACUACUAGGACGGGUGUCUCUCUGGGUGCUCAAGCUUUUUCGCUGAGAAAAUAGUCAGAGCUUAGCUAAAUCGUUUUAACGAUAGAACAUCAGAGAACAGCGAUGGGUCCUCUCACAGCUUUCAUUGCGUGGACGGUGUCAUCCUACGCGUGUCAUCAGCUGGCCAAGGUUUUCCUGACUAACGUCAGCAAUUUGCUCCCCCACGUGACCCCAGUUACCAUGGCUGCCGCACUCACGGUGACGCAGAUGUUCUUCUGCUGGAUGCUCACGACGACGUCGUGGAAGAUCCGUUUGGCCGACGUCGCUAAAAACAAAGAAAGGAUCAGCGAAAAAAACAAUCAUUUUCAUAACAACUAUCGCGUUGCCCUGGUGAUGCACGUGUUGUCGACGUUUCUGACCAACUGGAGCUUAGCACGAACGGAGGCGGCCUCCACGUUGGCCAUCAAACUGAUGGAGCCGCUGGUGUCCGCGGUGGCGCAGCGGGUGUGGCACGGAGAGCCUCUCAGCAACAGCGUGUGGGUCAGUCUACCCUUGGUCAUCGGCGGCGCCGUCGUCUUCGUGUCUGACGAUCCCUUGAGUGUACAGCACGCGCUGAGCGCAGGUGUGGUGCUGGCCAUGGGCUCCAACGUGCUGCUGGCCGUCAGAAACCUGGCCAUCAAGGGACUGCACUCUGGACAACUAAACCUUGGCCCUCGCCGUUUCAGCUGGUCUGUUGGUGGUGUCCUAGUGGGAAUGUCAGUACUAGUGCUGACUGCUGUCUGGUGGCUUGAGAUCGUGGACAUCGUGUCACGGAGGUCAACUCGUGCUGUGACGUCACUGCUGCUGUCGGGGGCGUUUCACGUCACGUACUCACUUAUCAGCACGAGCGUCAUCCUGCGCGCGUUGGACGUGGUCAGUCACUCCAUGGCCAAUGUCAUUAAGCGCGUGCUUGUGGUGGCGCUCCUGUACUUCAGCGGGUCACGUAGUGCAUCUGGCGUCAACGUUGCGGGUCUGAUGGUGACUAUUGUUGGUCUGGCUGUGUAUGUCAGAGAAAAAACUCACUCCAAAACAAACACGUGUACUAAAAGGAUUACCUUCCACUCCUUUAAAGGGGGAGCAAGCAGCCAGUGCAGACAUCUAACCAAGGUGCUGUUUGUCACGUGUCCCAUACUUCUUAUUGGCUGGCACCUUUCUGGUAUCAUCAUGUAUGAUAUCGACAACAUGGCGCCGGCAAGUCCUUACGGGCUUCGAUGGCCAGGACGCCCACACAACUUCAUGCUGCUGUCUCAGUGGGCCGACUUCCUGUCUUUGGACUACACCCUCCAUCCCUUCGACACAGACCGCCUGGCUCCUACCCUGCACACCAACGACGAGGUGGUGUGGGAGAUGCAGCGCCUGCACGUGCGGGUUCUGACGUCACUGCUAGCGGGUCGACGUCACGCCAUGCUGAUGGAGUUCGCCACUUACGAGAACAAAGGCGACCCCGCCAUUGCGGCGGGACAGGUGGCCUUGUUGAAGCGACUCAAAGUGACUAUAGUGUUCAGCUGUUCUACUGGACGCUGUAACGAUGACAACCUAAAAAAGGCAAGGGAGAUAAGUAACGGUUACAACUCAACAUCGCUUAUUAUUCUUUUGCAAGGUGGCGGUAACCUCCUGGGUUACCCUGGCUUUGACACUGCUAGGAAAAGAAUAUUGAAUCUUUUUCCAGAUUUUCCGACUGUUUUGUUUUCUCAAAGCAUCUGGCUUAAAAAUAAAAAUCGAGCUCAUCUGAAUGAGAGCCUUGAGAUUUACUCCCACAGGGAGAACCUGACCAUCUUCUUACGGGACAGACAGUCGCUGGCUCUGGCGCAGGAAUAUUUUCCAGGGACGAAACUCAUGCUGAUGCCCGACAUGGCGUUUGGCCUGGGGCGUGUCCCGCGCACUAUGCCACCCACCCUCGACAUCGUGUGGCUGAAGAGAAGUGAUCGCGAGUCUUCCGGAUAUAAAGUACCCGAGAUACCUACUAACCUCAGUGUUUCCAUGAGUGACUGGUGGGAUUGGAAGACAAACCCGGGUAAAUCCCCCAUGGAGACAGCCUUUUUGAUGACCUUUAACGGGUUCUCGUACUUGCAGCGUGGGCGCGUGGUGAUCACUGACCGACUACACGGCCACAUCCUGUCCGUGCUGCUGGGAAUCCCUCACGUGCUCAUCGACAACCCUCCCUACUUCAAACUCUCCUCCUUCCGUCGCACGUGGACGGCGGGGUUAUCCAACACGGUGCUGGUCACCACAGGGGAGGAGGCUCUGGAAGAGGCACAAAAACUGCUGAAGAAGUACAAUAAUUAUCUUCCUAAUGUUGUACGUGCUUAACAGCUAGAUGUAAAUUCCUGGACCUAUUUAAACUCACCCGCUUUAGUAAAGGUAGAUUAUAAAAAUGAUUUAGAAGGAAGCCUAACUGGAGAUUACUCACUAAUAUAUUGUUCUAUUGCGAUGCAAAUUGGGAAUAUUUAAUUGUAAAGAUUUGGUGAAUCGUUUAGUUCCAAGCAGUCACCUGCUGUAUACGAGUCCAAGUCCGCAACUAGAAGGUCCUUCAAAGGUGGAGACCCAACCUAGAUAGUCGGAUCGAAGGAGAUUCCAUCCCAUGCCCACAUGACCAUAACAGGGCGGUAAUGUGAUAUUUCAUGCACGCCUUACCAUGGAAUAAUUAGAGGAGAAGAAAAAUACAACUUCAACUUCGACCUAUUGCCUAGGAAAGUCUAUUUUACCAAUAAAGAGGCAACGAUGCUUUUAGAAGAGUUUUACAUGGGUAUGUAUAUCAUGAGUGUAGAAAAGUAUAUAUGUAUAUGGUAUUUAUAGAAAAUGAUAGUACACAAUGUGAGGUAAUAUCUACAUUAUACUAUUCUACUAAAAUGUACAUGGUCUAUUGUCACGAAAGAGUGGGGAUAGAGCUGUAGUGUGGGUUGGCCCGUCUGUUCUGUUCACAAGACAAGCAGUCACGUAAGCAAACGGACGGGCUGAAGGUGAACUCAUACCACUUGAGACUCGCGACGCCUACAUCACCUGGAAAUAAAAGGUCGUUCACGUAAUGGCAGUCACGUAAGGCAGGGUCAGGUGUAGCCGCGAGGGCGCUAUCGUCAUAACAGACAAGCCUUAGAGCGAAACACGUGUUUGAUUACGUUAUAGAAUGGGGAACGUUGACACAACGUAAGUAAGAAGCCAGACAACUAGGCAACUAGCUUACGUAGAGCAUCGCUGGAAGGCUGGGAACUACGUCGUACACUAGCUAGGGUGUGUGAUUGGUUGUUGUGGUAUGUCAUGUGGUGUGACUGGCCAAUCGAAUGCAUGGAUGCCACGUGCCAGAUGUUUUGAUCUUGAUUUUCGAGGAAAACUCGAGGCUUUUCGAUGGAGACUCUGGGUGGGUAACAUCGAAGUGAGUUUGCAGCUCAAGACUUCGCUACCUCGUGGUCAGACAGAAAGCUAAGUGGUAUGUACAGGGCCGCCGAGAGCCAGCCCGGGCCCGGGACAGACGACCUCUCCGGGCCCCUUGUAAUCGUAAAUUAUUUCCCCA
Pomacea canaliculata is the source of this 3847-nucleotide messenger RNA. RefSeq lists its product as uncharacterized. The transcript is spliced from 4 exons. Lineage: Eukaryota; Metazoa; Mollusca; Gastropoda; Architaenioglossa; Ampullariidae. Gene Ontology annotation, cellular component: Golgi apparatus. Gene Ontology annotation, molecular function: antiporter activity. The record is from RefSeq and is a predicted model, not a curated record. Bases 424 to 2649 code for a protein of 741 amino acids.